Sphaeroforma arctica JP610 is the source of this 810-nucleotide messenger RNA. RefSeq lists its product as hypothetical. The transcript has 2 exons. NCBI's taxonomy places the organism in Eukaryota, Ichthyosporea, Ichthyophonida. Bases 1 to 810 code for a protein of 269 amino acids. The record is from RefSeq and is a predicted model, not a curated record.
AUGGUGCCUGAAUUUGUAGCCAACUAUAACGCGGCGUAUUCUAGUGUCAUCGAUAACACCCCUUACACCCUGGAAACAAGUCGCGUUUAUCCCCACCACACAGACAGCCAUGUCGAAGCUGUUCUCGAUGAAGCGCUGGGCUGUACGGAGCCGACAGUUUCGCUCACACAGAUGCCUCUCCUACGCGAUGAACAAGCCGCAGUUGCAGUCGAGAAGGCCCGAGCUUCCCAGAAACUGUCGGCGGACCGAUACCGCAUCAAUCCCCCAAUGAUUAAGAUUGGCCGAGAGGUGCUGUAUACGCCGAUAGCUCCCCCCGGGGCACAAAUUCGCCAAGGAUUGGCUGGGACCCGCUACAGUGCUGGCGCAUGUGGCACCCUUCUCAAUAAGGAGUACCGAAUGCAUCUCAAGAAUAUCAUGGCGUGUAUCCCUCCGAUUGGACGCAAGGAUCGCAGACCGAUGGGCACGAUUGCGGCCACUCCGUUCGGCCAGUGGUUCUGCUAUUCUUCUCAGUUCGCGGAUGAAGACGACGACCAUACACGUUCUGUGGUCAAGGCCUUCCGCACGAGUGUGCCUGCACAACGCUAUUUUGGUGCUUGCAAUGGGGCGUUCCGACACUGGAACGUCGUCUUAAAUGCAACGGGUCGAUCUCGGGGUGACGAUUUCACUCUUGAUGAUGAGACUCACUUUCUUUUUCAUGCUCCUAAUAUUCCUAUUCCUAUUCCUAAUGCUAAAACAGGUCUCACUGACCUUAAGAAGGCGUAUCUCUUUGCUAACAAUCGCGCUGAGCGAGGUAGCCAACUGGCGAAAUAG